GUGCAUAAAUGGGUGGAUGUGUAUGUACAUGACAUUAAAUCAUUGUAGUAAUUAAUAUUGCAACAUCCGUUUUUAUAAAAUAAUUUAAUUUAUUAUUUAUUUUUUUUUAAAGAAGGAAUAAAAGGUACUGCAGUAGUAGAGGAGAGGAGAAGCAAAAAUAGGUCUACGGAUUGAAUGUCUCCUCUUCAUCUCCAGCUUGUAGCUGUCACCUAAUGACCCUUUGCUCCUUGCUUCUUUUCUUGUUUCUAUUUAAAACUUGUUCAUGUGACUAAGCUGAGCUGAAGUAGAUUAAUCAUUCACACACCAACAGCUAGAAUAGAAUAGAAUUUCAUUUAUUAUCAUCCAUUUGCAUGCUUUUCUGAUAGGGUUAAGAUUGGCAGGGAGGGCCUAGAAUCUUUUUUCAAGGGGUUGAGUGAGCAGCAGUGAUUUUGAACUGCAGAUUUACUUCUGUUGAAGAAACCUUUAGCAGCAGCUGCCCCCAUGGAAUUGCUGAAACAAAACAUGGCUGCUGUGGCAUCCUCAUCGGUGUCGUUCUUUGGUAUAAGAGAUGAAGAUCAAAUCCAGAUGAAACAACAACUUCAACAACAUUUCUCCAUACCCACUUCUUCAACUACUCCUCCAACCACAGCACCACAAAAGAAAAGGAGAAAUCUCCCAGGAACACCAAAUCCAGACGCUGAGGUGAUUGCACUAUCUCCCAAGACCCUAAUGGCAACAAACCGGUUCAUUUGUGAGGUAUGCAACAAAGGUUUCCAAAGGGAGCAAAACCUACAGCUCCACAGAAGAGGACACAACCUGCCUUGGAAGCUAAAGCAGAAGAAUACAAAAGAGGUGGUGAAGAGGAAGGUGUAUCUGUGUCCCGAGCCCACAUGCGUCCACCAUGAUCCUUCAAGGGCUCUUGGUGAUCUUACCGGCAUCAAGAAGCACUACUUUAGAAAACACGGUGAGAAGAAGUACAAGUGUGAAAAGUGCUCAAAGAAAUAUGCAGUGCAAUCUGAUUGGAAAGCUCAUUCAAAGACAUGUGGUACCAGAGAAUACAGAUGCGACUGUGGUACUCUCUUCUCAAGGCGCGACAGUUUCAUUACACACAGAGCCUUCUGUGAUGCAUUAGCUCAGGAAACUGCAAGGCACCCAUCAAGCUUAAGCACCAUUGGCAGCCAUCUAUAUGGAAGUAACAACAUGAGCUUGGGUUUAUCUCAAGUGGGCUCCCAAGUUUCAUCAUUACAAAGUCACCACCACCACCCUUCUACCAACCUCUUAAGGUUUGGCACUGCUGACAGUGCAGCUGUGGGAGCGAAAUACGAACAAAUUAUCCCUCCAAAUCCCUCUUCCUUAAACCAUCCUUUGCAAUCAAUGCCUUCACAUGCAUUAUUCAUACCAGACUCAAACCAAGGCUAUCAAGAACAACAGCAACAACACCAGCAUGGUUUAGUGCCAAACAAAUCAUUUAUUGGUUUGAUGCAACUUCCUGAUCUUCAAACCAACACUAAUAACUCUUCUUCUGCAGCUGCCAAUCUCAUUAACCCUGGCUUCUUUUCUGGUAGUUGUACCACCACCACCAGUACCAUGAACAAUUUUAACAGUGCCACUGAGAACCACAACAACACCCAUCUCUUGUCCCCGGAUUUCUUAAUGCCUGAUCAUCAGUUCAAGAAUGGGAGUGGUGGUUCACUCUUUCAUGGCAACAACAUGAGUGACAGUGUUGGUAAUUCUGGUCUCUCUUCUCUCUAUAAUAACACUUCACCGCAACACGAAAGCCUCCCACCAGCUAUGUCUGCUACCGCAUUGCUUCAAAAAGCUGCCCAAAUGGGUUCAACUACAAGCACAAAUAAUGGUGCUUCUUUACUAAAAGGUUUAGCAAACUCUUCUUCAACAACUGGUGCUGAAUCUGAGAGACAACUUGUGUCCCUCAACUUCCGUGGCAACAAUAAAAGAGGGGGAAAUGAACACCGACUUCAAGGACUAAUGAAUUCUCUUGCCAAUGCCACUUCUUCUGCUCCAAUGUUUUGUAGUGGAAGUACUGAAGGAGACAACAGCUAUAUCAGAUUCGACGGAAGUGAAAAUACAUUUGAACAACAACAUAAUAGCGUGAAUUUUGGUCACAUGGACGAGUCUAAGUUGCACCAAAAUUUCACAUUAAGUAUUGGAGGGUCUAACAGAAUGACACUGGAUUUUCUGGGUCUCGGAGGAGGGAUGGUAAGAAACAUGGGUGGUGGUACUGGUGCUGGUGGGUUCUCACAGACAGAACAACAACAUGGUGUCGACAUAAGUUCUUUCGAUCCCAAAAUCAAUUCAGCACAAGCAAGCCAUGUAUUUGGUGCUCCCUAGACGCUGCGAAGAUGAGAGAGCCUGUAAAAGAGAAUAUGGAAAGUUUAAGUAAACUAGGAUGCUUGAGCAUGUACUGAAAUUAUUUAUUUUGUUAUAAAAAUGUACUAUAAUCUCAUCUGAUUUUUGUUGUAUUUUUUUUUCUAUAGAUUAAAUUUGCUUAAAUAUAAGGGAGUUAAUAGUUCAAUGACUAAAACUCGAUCUACAAAUCUUGAGAUUGUAGGUUCCAAUUUGUGCAAAUUAUGGUAAAUAUGUUAAUUA
Molecule: messenger RNA, 2586 nt
Organism: Camellia sinensis
Lineage: Eukaryota; Viridiplantae; Streptophyta; Magnoliopsida; Ericales; Theaceae
Product: protein indeterminate-domain 4, chloroplastic
Cellular component (GO): nucleus
Molecular function (GO): DNA-binding transcription factor activity
Source: RefSeq, a predicted model, not a curated record